Mya arenaria is the source of this 1335-nucleotide messenger RNA. RefSeq names its product transmembrane protein 163-like. Gene Ontology annotation, molecular function: monoatomic cation transmembrane transporter activity. The transcript has 9 exons. The coding region runs from base 92 to 841 and encodes 249 amino acids. Gene Ontology annotation, biological process: monoatomic cation transport; transmembrane transport. Lineage: Eukaryota; Metazoa; Mollusca; Bivalvia; Myida; Myidae. Gene Ontology annotation, cellular component: membrane. The record is from RefSeq and is a predicted model, not a curated record.
ACAUUGGCGAUUGGAAUACGGAAGAUUGCGGUUAUGGACACACAAUAAAGACCGUACCGCGGAAGAUAAGACCUGUAGGUUCACCACGGUCAUGGAAUUAGGUUCUGACGGCAGGGAAUCUGUUAGCACUACAGAUGCCAUUUCGAACAAAGUCAAAGGAAAGGCGAGAAGUGAAAAAGUCAUACUGCUGGAGAAAUCCCAUCGUGUUUCAACCAGUGAUGCGACCAGACUUCGUGUUCUAACCAUCAUCGUGUCCUGGGUUUCAGUCAUUGUCGCCUUUGUUCUCGGCACCAUCGCCAUUGUUUUUGCAGUUCUUCAUUCGAGCCAGUCGUUAUUUGCCUUUGGGCUUGAUUCCUUGUUGGACAGUAUAUCUUCAAUAGUCAUCUUAUGGCGGUUUCAUGGGAAGGACGUCUACUCGGAAAUUAAAGAACUAAGGGCGUGUGUCAUGAUCGGCAGCCUAUUUGUGAUUUCCGCCAUGUUUUUGCUGGGAAAAUCUAUACAAGCUUUAGUCGUGGAAAAUCACCCCGAUUGGCAAAUGGUAGCGAUCAUUAUCGCUUCCAUAAACAUUGUCCUGUGUCUCCUGCUGGGCACCUUCAAAGUCUAUCUUGGGUAUGAACUAGAGAGCAGGGCGCUAAUCAUCGAUAGCGUGAUAACCUAUACAGGUGUUGUGAUGUCGACCUUCAGUUUGGUAUUUUCGGCUGUGUAUAACUUUAAUCCAGAGAUCUGGUACCUGGAUGAUGUUCUUGGCAUUGCCUGUGCAGUGUUCCUCUUUGUAAAUGGUAUAAGGGUAAUUGUGUGUAGCUGGAGGGAUUUAAAACGUUGGGCGACCAAGGAAACGUAAUUUUGUGAUCGAUAUGAGCUGAUUGGAAAUGUAACUAUGUACGAUCUACGACAAUUUUCUAAGAUAAUGUCAGGAUCUUUGUUGAUGCAACUAUGGUUUAGAGAUGGUCUUCCAUAUAGCAGACGUUAUUCUGAUAGCGUGUGAUCUGUUUUAAGAUGAAAUCAUCUUCCAACUCUGUUUUGUUAAUAAAAAACUGUAUAUUUCUGUGAAGUUAUAUUUGCUAUAAUUACUCACAGUCUAUAUGUAUAUUUGUGAUAGGUUAGGCACCAACAACCCAAGAUAUUCAAUCAAGAGGGUUUGGGCAUUGUCACUCUUUAAAUAAAAAAAGGCGGUACCAAACAAAUCUCGAUAAACACCCCUUAUUUUUAUAUUGUAUAUAUGUACUGUGAUGUUUGUGGAGUAUUGUGCUAUUGUUCCAUGUUUUUGGUUGGUAAUUGUUUGAUUUUGUAUUCUAUGUUUUUGCGUUGACCUUGUGCCAUUAAAUCGGGUUUAUG